Plasmodium inui San Antonio 1 is the source of this 4038-nucleotide messenger RNA. RefSeq lists its product as hypothetical. Gene Ontology annotation, molecular function: thiamine pyrophosphate binding; medium-chain fatty acid-CoA ligase activity. The record is from RefSeq and is a predicted model, not a curated record. Lineage: Eukaryota; Apicomplexa; Aconoidasida; Haemosporida; Plasmodiidae. The transcript has a single exon. The coding region runs from base 1 to 4038 and encodes 1345 amino acids. Gene Ontology annotation, biological process: fatty acid metabolic process.
AUGGCGGAGGAACCCACCCUGCGCAGCUUCCUGCAGCUGGAAGACGUGCGCGACCGGUACAUCACCGACCUGAACACUGAGAAGCAGCGGUUCUCAUACGCAGAGCUGUACGAGGAAGUGACUAAGCUGCGCUGCUUCCUAAAAGGCAUCAACGUGCAGCCAGGGGAGGAGAUCUCCAUCAUCCUCUUCAAUAGCAUUGAGUACGUCGUGAGCUUCCUGGGAAUAAACUACAAUAAAAACAUAUGCCUUCCAUUGAAUACCAAUCUGAAGAAAGAGGAGUAUGUAAGGUACCUAGUGAAUAACUGCAAGUAUAUAAUUAUACACGACUAUGAUGAGGACGAUGACAGUUAUUUUUCGAUGAAAAAAAAACAUGGCUAUUACAGAAAUGUGUGCAAGUCGAUUGAGGAGAUAGGUAGCGAGCACCGCAUUGGGGUUAUUCGCAUUAGAAAGAAUAAAGAAGCGCCGUUUUUUACCUACUCGUUAAGCAGACCCAUUGGCGGUAGGCACGCUACAGUCAUCAAAGGAGAGCUAAAGGAGGACAACGGAUUGACCAAAAAGGGAAGCGACGUCUGCCUCCAUCUCCACACAUCGGGAACAACAAGCAAAGUGAAGAUAGUCCAACUUACGAAUGAAAAUAUCAAAACGACCAUCAGGAAUAUCACCAAUUCGUACGGACUGAACAGAGAAGACAACACAGUUAUUGUGAUGCCUCUUUACCAUGUGCAUGGUUUAAUCGGAGUGCUAAUGCCAAUCUUGUAUGCCAAAGGGAAUGUCCUUUUUCAAGUGGGCCACUCAUUUAGUGCUUCUGAAUUUUGGAAAAACGUCGUGCACCACAAUGUUACUUACUUCUCGGCCGUCCCAACCAUUUUGAAUAUUUUGCUCCUACGGUACGAGAGGGACUAUUUGGUAGAUGGCGUGAAGGUAAAACACAAGUUGAGAUUUAUUAGGACGUCCAGUUCGCAACUGGAUGAGCAUACGGAGAAGGAAGCGGAGGUGAAAUUCGAGACGAACGUUUUGCAGGCCUAUGGCAUGACGGAGGCAUGUCACCAGGUCAGCACGAAUAAGCUUAUUCUCACCGAUGGGAAAGACGUAACAAGUGUUAAGAAGUACAAAAGUGUAGGAAUUCCAAACGUAGGGGUAGUCAUAUAUGACCACGAAAAGGAGAGAGUUUGUCGAAAAAAUGAACUCGGAGAAAUUUGCAUUAACGGGAAGAACGUCAUGUUUGGUUACAAGGAAGCGGAAGACAAUGAAAAUAUAUGUGUUCAUGUAGACACUAUGAAGGAAAGGACAGACUAUAUGGAGGGGAACCCCUUUUUGGCCACUGGCGAAUGCGUUCCUUUCUUUAAAACUGGAGAUGUUGGUUAUAUCGAUGAAGAGAAUUUCCUCUUCAUUGCUGGCCGAAUUAAGGACAUAAUAAACAGGGGGGGCGAAAAGAUCAUCCCCAACGAAAUCGACGACGUGCUGAGGGAUGACCCGCGGGUUUUGGACUGCUUAGCCUUUGCGUCUACGGAUGAGGUGUAUGGCGAGGCCAUCCACGCGGCGGUCAUUUUGGACGAGAAACAGUUGCCCUGUGGGGACGCCCUCCAGAAGGCGCAGCCUGGAAGUUUCACGUGGGGGGGCACUUCGCCGAAGGAUUCGAUUACCGCUUCCGGCCCCCCGCAGCAUGCCGACCCCCCCGCAGAGAACCAAUUCAACGUGGAGGUCUCGUUGAGUCUGAACUUUAAAUACCACCACCUGCGGGAGGAACUAACGGAGCACAUGAAGAAACGACUAGCCGAUUUCAAAGUGCCGAAGAAGAUCUACUUUGUGAAUCAUUUCUUAAAAACGGACACGGGGAAAGUAUCCAGAAGGAAGAUGGCCGAAGGGGUUGAUCAUUUGAAAAAAACUCCACUGAGCCUAUUCGACGUGCUAGCCUUAUGUCUGAAGAAGGCCCAUCUGGAUGAUUACAUUUACGGCCUGUAUGGAAUUCCCCUGAACAGAAUGAUCUACAGUUUUUUACGCAACAAAAUUUACUACAUAAGUUUUAGGAACGAAAUAAAUGCUUCCCUCAGUUGCAGCUAUGUUAAUUUUUUCGACCAGAACAAGGAGAAGAAAAAAGUGGGAAUCAUUUUAACAUGCUCAGGACCAGCAUUUGUGAAUGCCCUGCCUGGGCUGUACAAUGCCAAGGUGAACCACUUUCCGCUUAUCUUGAUAUGCUUCGAGAAUUUUACUGCUAAAAAUUUGACUGAGUUUGGUAAGCGGCAGAAUUUCCAGUACUUCCCACAGCAGCAAUUUUUGGCAAAGGCCAAGGAGAUGUGUGCAGGGGUGUUCCAUGUUGAUUCACCGGAUGCAUUUCCGGAGCAGCUAUACAAUUGUUUUGAGGCAUCUAUACGGAUGAAGUUUCCUGUUUACUUAAACUUGAGUUAUGACCUAAUCGGGAAGGAAGUGACUCUUGACAGGGCUCUACACUUAUUGGAUCUGAGUGAAGGCUACGCACGGAGGUACCACAAACCAUUGAACGUGGAAAACGGACGAAUUAUUAUUUCCAAAGAGGAGGAGCAAAAAUUCCAGAAAUUGUUGCAGCUAUUUUGUAGGAUUUACCAGAAUAACAAAAGAGGAGCGAUUUUCCUAGGCACCAACUGCAACCAUGGCGCUAAGUACGUCUUGAAGUUGUCUCACUUGAUGAGGAUACCCAUAUAUGCUAGCACUAUGGCCAAAUUUUUUGUUAAAGAAAAUUAUCUCUACAAUGCUAAUCAGUGUAAAUCAUUCCUCUUCGAAAAUCUGGACUUUUGCUUCGCCUUCGGAACGGUCUACAAUUUUUAUUUCAACUUUGGCAACUUCCCACAGUGUAAGAAGGAGAAUAUGCUUUGUGUUGAUUUAACGAAUGAUGUAUUUGACCCUCAAGUGGAUUCCCACUGCGAGCACUUCUUCUUCUCCGACUUGUACAGAGUGGUGAAGCAGUUAUAUUUCUCCCUCAAAGGGGGGUCCGCCCUCUCCAUUGAUGUGGACGCACGAAUGAGUUGGGUAGCCGCCAUCCAAGAGGCAAAGCAGAGGAGCAUACAUAAACUUUGCUGCCAAGUGGCGACCCAGCACUUGGUUUCUGAACGGUUUACCAUGGAGCAGGUCAUGCUUCUCCUCAGACACUGCCUGAUUGAUUAUUUCUUCGCCCGGAAUGAAAUUCCAGCGACGUACAGACGAUACUUUAUCGAUUAUUUUAAGUACGUUGACCGGGGGCAGCUGCGCGGGGUGUUUCACGGGGAGGUCCUCCCUCAUGGGGAUGGCGAAGCAGAUCUGGGUGCGCCGCAAAGCGACUGCGAUCUGAGUGACAGCAGCUCGGAGGGGCGAGAUGAAAGGGACGACACAGCCGGAGGCCCCUUGCCCACGAAGAGUAAGACAUGGGAGAACAAGACAUGGGGGAACAAAACAUGUGUGAAAAAAACAUGCCCGAACAGCACAUUCCCGAACAGAAAACACAAGUUCCUCAACCAGGAAAUAAAAAAACGAGUCGUAAUCACCAACGAAGGGUCCAUAACGCUACACUUGGGAAUAUUAUAUUUACCCCAUCUCGGGCCAUACAAUUUUGUCGUUCCGCAGAUCAAUGGAAUGAUGGGUGUAUCAAUGAACGCAGCUAUUUGUGCCGCCCUGAACCAUCCGGAAAAUGUUGUUUUUGCAAUUUUAGGAGAUUCCUCUUUUGGCUUUACCUCCAACGAAGUAGAAACCAUGUGCCGCUUCAAGUUAAAAGUUGUUCUCAUUAUUUUAAACAACAACGGGAUAUAUGGUGAUAGGGACUUCCAAACAAAGGGACCCCAUUUUGACGAGGUGAACAAGGAUGCCCAUUUUUUUCUUCACAAUCCAUCCGCUCUUUACCAUUUUAGCAAGUAUGAAAAUUAUGUGACUGCCCACGGGGGGUAUGGUCGCUAUGUUGAUAAUCGGGAAGACUUUCUCCAGCAGAUGAAGCACGUCAUGAGCGAAAGUUUUAACUCCUUCCCAGUAUUACUAAACGUUAUCGUGGGGGAGGCGCAGUCGGUUAAGUUUGACGUGGACAAGUAUAUACAGUGA